This is a messenger RNA of Actinia tenebrosa (Australian red waratah sea anemone), 1848 nucleotides long. Its product is annotated as COP9 signalosome complex subunit 4. Gene Ontology annotation, cellular component: COP9 signalosome; cytosol. NCBI's taxonomy places the organism in Eukaryota, Metazoa, Cnidaria, Anthozoa, Actiniaria, Actiniidae. The record is from RefSeq and is a predicted model, not a curated record.
CAAGAUGGCGGCCGAAGUGAGGAGCUUGUUAAGCGGUGUUUGUAGUUCAGGGAACCAUAAAGACGCUAUGGGAAAAUACAGAGAUAUUCUUACUAAGAUUAUUAAAUUUCCCGAGCCUCGUCUUACCGAUGGCAUGAAGGUUUUUAUCGAAGCAGUGGCGUCUGAGGGAGUAAGUUUGGUCGUUUCGAGGCAGAUUUUCACUGAACUUUGUAAUAAUUUGCCAAAUAUUGACAAUACUUCUGCUAAGAAUAUUUCACAUUUUGCACUGGAUAAACUACAGCCAAGGGUUAUUUCUUUUGAAGAGCAGGUUGCUUCAAUACGUCAGCAUCUUGCAAAGCUCUAUGAAGAAGCACAGGAGUGGAAUGCAGCAGCUAAAGUAUUAACCGGCAUCCCAUUAGAGACAGGACAAAGGCAAUAUUCAGUAGAUUACAAGCUAGAAACAUACCUCAGAAUAGCACAGCUGUACCUGGAAGAUGAUGAUCCUGUUCAAGCUGACGCUUAUCUCAAUCGAGCAUCCCUACUCCAUGCAGACACAAAAAAUGAAAGUCUACAAAUCCUUUAUAAGGUUUGCUAUGCUCGUGUUCUGGACUAUCGGCGCAAGUUCAUAGAAGCUGCUCAAAGAUACAUUGACUUGUCAUACAGAACAGCAAUCCAUGAAGAUGAGCGAAUGACAGCUCUUAAACAUGCCUUGAUAUGCACAGUCUUGGCAUCAGCAGGUCAACAGAGAUCUAGAAUGUUAGCAAAUUUAUUCAAAGAUGAGAGAUGUCAGCAUCUACCAGCAUAUGGCAUACUGGAAAAGAUGUAUCUUGACAGGAUCAUUCGCAGCCCAGAACUCAAGGAAUUUGCAACCAUGUUGAUGCCACACCACAAAGCAACUACUGCUGAUGGUUCUACUAUCCUUGACCGUGCUGUUAUCGAACACAAUUUACUGUCGGCAAGUAAAUUAUAUAACAACAUUGGAUUCGUGGAACUUGGUUCAUUAUUGGAAAUACCUCCAGAAAAGGCAGAGAGGAUUGCUUCACAGAUGAUCACUGAGAGUAGAAUGACAGGAUCCAUUGAUCAGAUCGAUGGUAUUGUCCAUUUUGAAGCUCAAGAACCUCUUCCCUCUUGGGACAAACAGAUUCAAGGGUUGUGUGCUCAAGUCAACAACAUCAUUGAGAAGAUCAACCAUCACGCUCCUGACUGGGCGAAUCAUUACACAGAAUCGCAGAUGCAUUCAUAAUAACACUCGCUGAUGAGUGAGUGAUUAUUGAUUAUUGCUUCUGAAACCAGUUAUCUUCUAUACAGACUGUAUGUUAUAGGUCUUCGCCAUGUCAGAGGCCAAGUAAAGACAUUGGUAAAUGUUAAAGUUUUUUUUAUAAUCACAAGCCACCGCAUUGACCAUGACCAACUUGUCUUGAAAUGCAUGUCAUAGGUUUCUCAAGAGCGUUGAACUAGAGGUUAUUUCCACCAUAUUGGAGGACAAUUGUGCCCUGAUAAGUGAACAACUUAUCCUUUAAAUCCUAUUAGAUAUUUUAAGGUCGAGGAAAAACUUUGUCGAGGUGGCAUUGCAGUCCAGUUUGGGACUGUUUAAGUGAGCGAAAUAGACGCCAUCUUGGAAAUAUACCCCCUACAGCACUGCAAUGUCAACUUGACUAUCUUUUUCCCUCAACCUCAAAAUGACUAAUAGUUCGCAAAGGGUAGUCAUGUCUAUUAAGUGAACAUUUCUGACAUGUUGGAGGACAUAUAGGAAGUCACCAAGUUGUAUGUUAUUCAGUUUUCUUCACUGGCCCACUAUCGCUUGUGGGAUUUUCCUCCAUGUAAAUAAUACUGAAAUAGUAAGUAAAGAUUUGAGGAUUUAGCAGUGCA